UGAAGUGUGGAAGACUUCUGAUUUGGUGGAGAUUAUUCGUACAUCCAAGUCUGUAUGCUUUUUGUCUUAGAUACACCGACUAAUUCCCUUAGCGAGCUGGUCGCGUGGCCGUUUCUGAAUGCCCAAUGAGUAGUUACUGAUCGCCCAACGAGGACUGUCUUUUUCAGCUAUGAUGGUGAAAGACAACCCCCUCCUCCGCUGUCCUGGGGUCCUUCUUCAACCACCGGGUCACCCUCUAGUUGAACUCCCUACCCUCGAGUCGUCUCACUGAUCGGGCGUUACACCAACACUCGAUCUACUGUUACACAGCAUCUUUCCAUCUCUUACACGCCAUACACACAGCCAAAAUGACGGUCGAGAAGCUCGCCCCAAACACCGCGGCCGCGGGCGUCCCCUUUUACACCCCCAUCAAGACAGCCCCGGCGGGAACGGCGCUCGAUACGGGUGCCGAUGUGCCCACGCUGUUCACGCCAUUGAGGCUCCGGGGCAUGACACUUCAGAACCGGUUCGUUGUUAGCCCCAUGUGCAUGUACUCGACCGAGGACGGCCACCUCACGGACUGGCACCUCGUGCACCUGGGCGCCUUCGCCGUGCGCGGCGCCGCCCUGACCAUCGUCGGGGCCACCGCCGUGACCCCUAACGGCCGCAUGUCGCCCGAGGACGGCGGCCUGUGGAAGGACAGCCAGAUCGCGCCGCUGAAGCGCGUCGUCGACUUUGUGCACUCCCAGGGCCAGAAGAUCGGCAUCCAGCUCGCCCACGCCGGCCGCAAGGCCAGCACGCUCGUCCCCUGGCACACCACCCCAACGUGCCCCCAGGUCGCCACGGCCGAGGCUGGGGGGUGGCCCGAUAACCUAUGGGCGCCGAGCGCCAUCGCCUGGGACGAGGGGUACCCGACGCCCCGCGAGAUGACGGUGGCCCAGAUCGAGGGAGUCAUCCAGAGCUUCGCCGACGCCGCCCGCCGCGCUGUGGAGGCCGGCGUCGACACCAUCGAGAUCUACGCCGGCCACGGCUACCUCCUUUCCGGGUUCCUCUCGCCAAUCACCAACCAACGCACCGACGCCUACGGCGGCAGCUUCACCAACCGCACCCGCCUCCUCACCUCCACCAUCCUUGCCAUCCGCGCGGUCAUCCCCCCCACCAUGCCCCUCCUCCUCCGCAUCUCGGCCACCGAAUGGAUGGAGCACACCGGCCAACCCUCCUGGGACCUGGCCCAGAGCCAACAACUAGCCGCACUCCUCCCGGACUUGGGCGUGGACCUGCUGGACGUGACCUCGGGCGGCAACAGCCCGGCGCAAAAGAUCCGUGCGGAUGCGUACUACCAGGCCGACCUGGCGGGGGAGAUCCGGGCGGCGUUGUGGCGGGAUGGGGAGGAGAGGUUGGCGAUUGGGGCCGUGGGCGCGAUUGCCACGGCGGAGAUGGCGAGGAGUAUGGUGCAGGCGGGCGGGACGUGGCCGGCUGUUAAUGUUAAUGGGGAGAAGGGGAGGAAUGGGGAGGGGAGGAAUGGGACGGUGGAGGUGGAUGCGGAGGAGGAGCAUGGGACCGGGGCGAAGGCGGAUUUGGUGCUGGUCGGGAGGCAGUUUUUGAGGGAGCCCGAGUUUGUGCUCAAGACGGCGGCGUCGUUGGGUGUCAGGGUGCAGGCGCCGGUGCAGUACCUCGGCGCGCCGUUCAAAUUGGGAGGGGCUGUAAACGGUGGGUUGUGACAUACAAAAGUUAACGGGCAAGGGGGUAAAUAGACGAUUGCUGGUGCUUGGUAUUUGGGGGUGGAGGGGUAGAAGGGCAUACAUGGGCCGGGCUAGAUUUGAUAUUUGAGACGACGGCUAACGAGACAUGCCGAAUUGAUCCCAUCAUUGUCAUGAGUAACCCAAACCAGAACAACCCU
Molecule: messenger RNA, 1879 nt
Organism: Chaetomium fimeti
Lineage: Eukaryota; Fungi; Ascomycota; Sordariomycetes; Sordariales; Chaetomiaceae
Exons: 2
Coding region: 348-1700 (450 amino acids)
Cellular component (GO): intracellular anatomical structure
Molecular function (GO): NADPH dehydrogenase activity; FMN binding; NADP binding
Source: RefSeq, a predicted model, not a curated record